AUGAACAACUUGAAUGACCCACCUCGGUGGAACAUCCAACCAAACCACAGAGGAGGGGGUCCAGGGGCUGAAGAUGGGAACCAGUGGAACUAUGCUCUCCUUGUACCAAUGUUGGGACUGGCAGCUUUUCGCUGGAUUUGGACUCGAGAAUCUCAAAGGGAAAUCCAAAUGCUCAAAUCUCAAUAUGAAAAUGAUGUCUCCAUAAUCAGGGAUGAAAUGGAGACACGUUACAAAGACACCAUCACAGAGAGGCGCAAAGCAGCAGCUUUAGUUGAGCUUGAGCUGGAGAAAGAGCGUCAGAGAGUAAAGGGCUAUAAGCAAGCUUUGAUUUCACAGAGUCAGCAGCUGGUGGAAGAACGAAAGAAACUUCAAGAGGAACGAGACGCCUUGGACGAAGAGAAGGAACAACUGGUCAAGAGUGGGGCAGCUGGUUCACUCUUGCACCAAGCUCUGGAGAAAGAGAAUGAAUGGCACCUGCGAGCAACGUCCACUUUGACUGAGCUAGAGCACCUCCUAGUGGAGCGACAGAGUGCCUACUGCUCCAUUAUCCUGCCUAGAGAGCAACGCCUGGAAAUGGAGAAAAAAAUUCUACUGAGGGCCGUCAAAGAUCCAUUUGUGUCACAACUUAAUUUGGAGUUGGACUUGAAAGACAUUUUUAAGAGGGAUAAGCACUGUGCAGAUUUGCUUAACGUGGACAAGAGGAAGAAUGGGAGUUUAAUGUGGGUUUAUCUGAAAUACUGGCAACUGCAAGUCACCGUUCAGAAACACAGGAGAGCAGAAGAUGCACUUUUAGGAAAAACAAAGUGA
Messenger RNA from Knipowitschia caucasica, 807 nucleotides. Lineage: Eukaryota; Metazoa; Chordata; Actinopteri; Gobiiformes; Gobiidae. The record is from the annotation of a GenBank genome assembly.